This is a messenger RNA of Astyanax mexicanus (Mexican tetra), 11025 nucleotides long. It is a transcript of the gene gcgra, whose product is annotated as glucagon receptor a. Gene Ontology annotation, biological process: adenylate cyclase-activating G protein-coupled receptor signaling pathway; cell surface receptor signaling pathway. Bases 1067 to 2638 code for a protein of 523 amino acids. The record is from RefSeq and is a predicted model, not a curated record. The transcript is spliced from 13 exons. Gene Ontology annotation, molecular function: peptide hormone binding; glucagon receptor activity; gastric inhibitory peptide receptor activity. Gene Ontology annotation, cellular component: plasma membrane. NCBI's taxonomy places the organism in Eukaryota, Metazoa, Chordata, Actinopteri, Characiformes, Acestrorhamphidae.
CAUAUUCAUAAAGUUUUAAGAGUUCAGAAAUCAAUAUUUGGUGGAAUAAUCCUGGUGGUUUUUAAUCACAGUUUUCAUGCAUCUUGGCAUCAUGUUCUCCUCCACCAGUCUUACACACUGCUUUUGGAUAACUUUAUGCUGCUUUCCUCCUGGUGCAAAAAUUCAAGCAGUUCAGUUUGGUGGUUUGAUGGCUUGUGAUCAUCCAUCUUCCUCUGGAUUACAUUCCAGAGGUUUUUCUGUUUGGUAAAAUCAAAGUAACUCUCUCUUAAUCUCUUAUUUUGUUCCAGAGACAGUUGAAAAAUUGGUCAGAAAUAGACAUUUGGUAGGGUGUAAGAUAGGGAUGUGCAAAGUGUGUAAAAUAGGUCCCAUGAGCUAAUCAAUUGUGAUGAGCAGCAGUUAGACUGUAGGGCCACUCUAAAGCUGUGAAAUUACAUCACGUAACAAUACAGAUCUGUGUUUGCCUUAUAUGGAAAAAAGGAAUGUUCAUGGUUUUAUAAUUUUCGAGUGGCACAACUGUCUAACUGCUUUAAAUGAUCUGAAAAAAAAAACCCUGAAAACAGGAAUCAACUCAGUGUGAAAAUAAAUUACCUCAAAUAAAUUAAGAGGAAGUGCAGACGGAAAUGAAUUGAGCUUAGAAUUAAAACUGUAUCUGACUCUGUUUGUUGAAAUAUUGAAUAUUCAGUAUGUAGCUUGAUUGUGGUGACGAUAUCAGUCAUUAACCAAUGUUCUGAUUAGUCACUGCUCAGCUCAUUUGCAUAAUGAACUUCACCUAGUCUAGAUUAAAAAAAGGGUGAGCAUCAGCAGUUAGUGAAUUAUCAGAGUUAGCAGUAAGUGUUGAUUAAGCAGUGGCAGAUUUGCUGUUUAUUUUGCCUGUAGUGAAACUUGAACACCCUUUUUUUCACCAGGUAAAUAUGGCUUUAGUAACUGUGUGUGUGUGUGUGUGUGUGGUGUGUGUUCAGUGCAGGCAGCGUGGUGGCCCCAGGUAAAGGUGUCCUAUGAGGUGAGCUCCCCCUCACCCCCCCUCAGCCCCCCGUCCCAGCGCCGGCAGCAGCUGCACGACUGAGGGAUGUCCCAACUGUUCAUCCUGCUCAGCCUGCUCAUACUCUCCUCCUGCAUCCAGGCCUCCUCUGCUUUGUCCAUGAAAACUUUAAUGGCAAGAUGGAUGAAGUACAAGGAAGAGUGUCUUCUGAACAACAGCAGAGAACCGCUGGUCACAGGUCUCGUCUGUAACAGAACUUUCGACAAAUAUGCCUGCUGGCCAGACGGACUACCCAACACCACCGUCAGCGUGCCCUGCCCCUGGUACCUGCCCUGGCACAGAACAGUUCGGCAAGGCUUGGUGUAUCUGGAGUGCGAUGCAGAUGGCCAGUGGGCCAAGAAGAAGAACACCAGUGAGUGUGAGCACAAUGACCCAGACCAGAUGGACACGCAACAUUACGGGAGGAUCCUCAGUAAAUUCAGGACUAUGUACACUGUGGGAUACUCCCUCUCACUGGGAGCACUGGUGCUUGCACUGGGAAUCCUGGUGGCCUUCAGGAAGCUGCAUUGCAUGAGGAAUAACAUUCACAUGAACCUGUUCGCGUCCUUCAUCCUACGCGCUGCGUCCAUACUCAUUAAAGACGCCUUAUUGGAAAGGCCGAGUCUCAACAUUGAUCCAGGCAUCACCACGGAGAUGGAGAUGGAGUGGCUGGUGAAGAAUGAGGUUUCGCAGACCGCCAUUGGCUGCAGGACUGCCGUGGUGAUGAUGCAGUACAGUAUCAUCGCUAACAGCUACUGGCUGCUGGUGGAAGGGAUCUACCUGCACAACCUGCUGGCGGUGACGGUCCUGACUGAGGGGAACUACCUCAGCAUCUACCUGUGUAUAGGCUGGGGAGCUCCACUGAUCUUUGUUUUGCCCUGGAUCAUUGUGAAAUACCUUUACGAGAAUGAAGAGUGCUGGGAGCAGAACAUAAACAUGGAGUACUGGUGGAUUAUUCGUUCGCCCAUACUGCUGGCAGUGCUGAUCAACUUCUUCAUCUUCAUACACAUCAUUAAGAUCCUCGUGUCCAAGCUGAGAGCUCACCAGAUGAGAUAUAACGACUACAAGUGCCGGCUCGCCAAGUCUACCCUCACCCUGAUCCCACUGCUUGGCAUCCAUCUGGUUCUGUUUUCAUUAGUCACUGACGAGUCUACCUCAAACGGCGCCAUGCCCCUGCGCCUCACCAAACUCUUCAUUGACCUCUUCUUUAACUCCUUUCAGGGGCUGCUCGUGGCCAUCCUGUACUGCUUCGUCAACAAGGAGGUGCAGUCUGAGAUCCUGAAGAGGUGGAAGCGAUGGAAGCUGGGCAAAGACAUCGAGGAGGAGUACCGCCACACCUACAGCAACACGGCUCAGGUCACCAACAGCAUGCUCAUCCAAGCUCCAGCCAAAUCCAGGCUGCCGGACAUCACCCGCCUGGCCUCUCCACUCUCCAGCCCCGAGGAGAAGCACCUGCUGGUCGUGGGCUGUCAGAACGGCAUGGACCUCCAGCAGAGGGGGAAUUUCACCCCCCUGCCACACGAGGGCGCCACCAACAGCGGCCCAGACGGAGACUUGGAGCCGGCUCAUAAAGUGCAGUGUUAUAAGUUCCCACAAGGGAGUGAUGAGAGCAACCUGUGAGCGGGAAAAAUGGAAAUAACGGGUGUGUGUAUGUUCCUGCGUGUGUGUGUGUGUAUGUGUGCGUAUGUGCUCCAUUCACACUCACAGUCGGAGGUCCAGCUAGCCAUGAGCCCGCUGUCCGAGCAGCAAGGAGACAGCAAGGUGUGUGUAUGUGUGUGUAUAUAUAUGUGUGUCCAUGUACAAGUGUGUGUAUGUGUGUGUGUGUAUGUGUAAGCACCCUUGCUGCUGCUGCUCAGUGUGAAGGACGUUCUGGUCAGCUGGCUGCUUCCUUGACCAAAAGCGGCCAGUCCAGUUUAACCAGUUCUGUGCACCCUGACACCACAUGAACACACCUCUCAGUGCACUGACCUGAACCAAGGAGGCCGAUGACCAAACACCAGCAGAGGAUAUCUGCUCUUAACUCAAAUGAUUCCGAAUCUGGGAUUCAAACUUCUCGUCUACAUAACUCUUUAAUCUUGCCGGUUUGGGUUUGGUACGGAAAACUGCAGCCCUACCUGGCUACUGGUUACCCAACUGGCAGACCAGAAUACGGACCCAGACCAGAAUACGGAAUCAGACCAGGAUGCGAUGUCCAACCAGGAUACAGAAUCAACCAGGGUUCAAUCAGCAUUCCUUCAUAUCAAACUAAACCAAAACAAAGACAAGGACAAGACAGGAUAUUAAACAGGGAUCUCCAGAGGAUCCUUGACAUUACAGUGAUUCUGAACAGCAUAAUCUCCAUAAUCCCAGCCCUGGGUGAUUCCUGCAGAUAUGAAGAAAUAAAUUUAUGAGCACGAACUCACGUCUACAGACUCGUCAAAUCAUCAAAACUAUUGUCUCUGCUUCUCUAAUGUCAGCUCUAGCUGUUGUCCUUAUUGUCUGACGGGUUCUCAGAGAAAUGAAAAGUCUUUUUUUUUUUUUUUGGUAUUUGUGAAAAGCUGUACGCUUCGGUUCUCUCUGCUCUUUAUUUGUAUUGUGGUUGUUGUCGUUGUUUCGGAUCAUAUUGAAGUCCAGCAGAUCAAGCAGUUCUGAAAGUGUGCCUUUUAUUUCCCGGAGUGUAAAAAAAAACUGUAUUCUGAUUGGUUUAAAAAAAAGAUCACAUAAGUUCAUUAAUCAUCUGUCCUCAAUUGUGGUUAAGCAGUUGAAAGAGUGAUGUUCUGAAUGGCAGCCAUACUUUGAGGUAAUUUGAGGUAGGGCUGCACAAUAUGAACAAAAUAAUACAUUGUAAUGAAAAACCUACAGAUAUAGGUAUUUAGACAAAGGUAUUGGGACAUUUCUUCCAAAAUUAAGGGUAUUAUUUUUAUUUAUUUCUCAUUUUCUAACAUUUUUCUUACCCACUCAGCUGCUAGCUGAUCAGCUGCUAGCUGAUCAUCUGAUAGAGAAGCACAUGCCUCCUCAGAUACAUGUGAAGUCAGACUCCACCUCUUUUCGAACUGCUGCUGAUGCAGCAUUGCUGAGUAGCAUCACAGCACACUUGGAGGAAAACCCAGUGACUCGGUUCCGAUACAUCAGCUCACAGACACAGCCUUGUGCUGAUCCACAUCAUUACAUUACAUUACAUUACAUUUCAUUUGGCAGACGCUUUUGUCCAAAGCGACUUUCAAUAAUGAAGUACAAAAGUAAUAGGAAUUUAGAUAACCCAUUUUUAGAUAGGGCUUAAAGGAGGUCGAAGGGAAAUAAAGGGAUACAGAAGUGAAGGAGGGGAAGAAGGAAAUGGGGUUAGAAGUAGUUAGUGUGUUAGAGGUGUUAGGAGAGUAAGUGCUCUUUGAAGAGCUCUGUCUUCAGGAGUCUCUUAAAGAUAGCGAGAGAUUCUCCUGAUCUGGUAGUAGAAGGUAGUUAGUUAGAGGUGUUAGGAGAGUAAGUGCUCUUUGAAGAGCUCUGUCUUCAGUAGUUUCUUAAAGAUAGCGAGAGAUUCUCCUGAUCUGGUAGUGGAAGGUAGUUUGUUCCACCAUUGGGGAACUCUGUAUGAGAACAGUCUGGAUUGCUUUGUGUGAAUGUUUGGCAAAGUGAGGCGACGUUCAUUGGAGGAGAGCAGCGGCCGGGAGGUAGCGUAAGCCUUCAGGAGCGAGUGCAGGUAGGAAGGAGCCUGUUCUGUCAUCACCUUGUAGGCGAUUGUAAGAGUUUUGAAUUUGAUGCGAGCAUCAACUGGUAGCCAGUGGAGCUCAAUGAGCAGCGGGGUGACAUGUGCCCGUUUUGGUUGGUUGAAGACCAAACGUGCUGCUGCGUUCUGGAUCAUUUGGAGUGGUUUUACUACGCAGGCCGGGAGGCCAGUUAGCAGGGCAUUGCUAGUUGAGGCGUGAGAUGACGACUGCUUGUACCAGGAGUUGGGUGGCCUGUUGCGUCAGAAACGGUCUAAUUUUCCUGAUGUUAUAAAGCGCGAAGCGGCAGGAUCGAGCAACUGAGGCCACAUGGUGCGUGAAGGAGAGCUGGUCAUCAACCAUAACACCCAGGUUCCUAGCAACCUUUGUCGGUGAGAGAGAGUCGAUGCUUAUAGAGAGGUUGUGUUGAAAGGAUGGUUUUGCUGGUAUGACCAGAAGUUCAGUCUUUCCCCUUAUCACCCUAGCACCAUCUACUGUAUCCACCCAGAAAGAGCAAGGCCAAAUGCGCUCUCUCAGGGAUUUGGCUGCUGAUGGCAAGCUGCAUGACCAGGAUGCGAACCAGUGAGCUCACGAUCAUAGGUGUUUUCCUUUGUAUAGUCUAGUAUAGUAGAUCACUUCAUUUAGAUGACUUUGAAUGUUGUCUGGACAUCAUUCCAAUGUAGGAAAAAAAGGAAACAUUGAAUUAAAUUGUGUCUCUACACUUUUGACUGGUAUUGUAAAUUAAUAGAAACAUCAAUAUGGCUGUGGUUCCUAGUUGGUUAAGCAUGAUUCUGUUAAAUUCCAGCAAAUUAUGGAAUCAACCAUCAUACCACCUGUACAAACAGCAAGAGGAGCAAUCUGAAAGUUUUCCCAAGGCCUUUACAGCUCCCCCAAACUAAACAUCAUUAAAAAACUGUGGAAAGACAUCAAAUGAGCCAAGAUGCAAUUGAAUUAUCUAUGUUAUCUCUAUUUGUUGACGCUGAUUCACAAACAUUAAAAUUCUACUGCAACCUAAUUCUGAAUUACAGUCUGUCGUACAGCACAGCUUGUGCAGAUGGAACAAACAAACAUUUUUUUAUUGUUUAAACCAGGGGUGUCCAAACUUUUUUUGUUGGGGGCCAGAAGGAGAAAUAUAUUUGAAGUCACGGGCCAAAGACUCUGUAAUAAAACAAAUAAUGAAAUAUACCACUUUAAACCAUUUUACUUGACUUACCAUCUUUAUCUUUGACAGUGUUGUGUAAACUAAGAUUUUUCAAAUUGAUGUUUAAUUUCAUGAUGUCUCUUAAUAUAAAACUCUAUAAAACGCUUUUAGACUCUUUGCUCUGUUUUUUGCACUAGAAAUGUGCACCCUCUCCGCUUUUAGACUCUUUGCUCUGUUUUUUUGAGCUAGAAAUGUGCACCCUCUCCGCUUUUAGACUCUUUGGUCCAUUUUUCUGCGCUAGAAAUGCGCACCCUCUCUGCUUUUAGACUCUUUUGCCCCGUUUUUUCUGCGCUAGAAAUGCGCACCCUCUCCGCUUUUAGACUCUUUUGCCCCAUUUUUCUACGCUAGAAAUGUGCAUCCUCUCCACUUUAAGACUCUUUGGCCCGUUUCUGACACCUAGUGUUCAAACUUUGAAUCUCACAUUAUAAAAACCAGCUUAACAGCGGGCCAACUUUCAUUCUAUUUCUAAAAUACCUCGCGGGCCACUCCAAAAAAGGAAACGGGCCGCAAAUGGCCCACGGGCCGUAGUUUGGACACCCCUGAUUUAAACUAUUUUAGGAUUGUUAUAUUGGGGUAUUCUGUGGUGUUCUCCCUUUAGCAGAGAUCUGUUACUGCAGCUGUGCAGGGUGGCAUGCAGUAUAUUGAAUACAUAAAUUAAUUCCUUAUACAGAUAAAAUUAACCGAAAACUGUAAUGACUUUUACUGUAAUGAUUGUAUUGUACAAACUGUAUAUUGUGCAGCCCUACUGAGACUCUAAAAUCACUAAUAAGAACUGAUCUUUAUCGCACUGUGAAGUAGACACAAUUAUGUGCAUUUGUUUUUUUCCCAUCUGUUCCUCCAUAAGAAAGCAUAAAAAUUAAGUCACAUUAUAAAAUACAAAAAGAAAUCUGUGCACUUUAAAUCCCCUUAACACACACACACACACACACACAGCUGCUAUCACAAACAACAGACUGCGAUCCUUUUGCCCUUUUAUUACACUUUUAUUAUACAGUCUAGCUGACAUGAACUCCAAGCACACAUUACGUUUAAUGCAUCAUCGUGAAUCACAGUGAUGUGCCAACUGCCGCACAAGCCGCUCUCCCUCACAGAGGACAUUCGCCCUUCUCUCGUCAAGUAAAAAUAGCCACACAGAAUAUACAAAUACAGGUGCAUCUCAAAAAAUUAGAAUAUCAUUGAAAAGUGGCUUUAUUUCAGAAAUUCAGGAAGAAAAAAAGUGAAACUCAUAUAUUAUAUAGAUGUAUUAAACACAGAGUGAGUCCUUUUAUUGAUUAUGAUUAUCGCUUAAAACCGGUACUUUUGGCAGUGUGGGCAGUGUGCCAGGUCCUGCUGGAAAAUGAAAUCUGCAUCUCCAUUAAAAAAGUUGUCAGCAGAGGGAAGCAUGAAGUGCUGUAAGAUUUUGUGGGAAAACAAGAUAAUGGUCACCCCUGAAUGAUAAAAGAGCUAGGGUUUAGCAUGGUUAGCGGCUAAUGCUAGUACUGCUCCAGUGUUAGUGCUAGAGAACUAAACUGAAACUCCUUUUUACUCCUGUGUUUUUUUUUUUUACUGCUCCUUACAACCUGACUAGAAGAAUUCAUACAUAAGGUGCACCGAGUUACAAGGUGCACUGUCGAUUUUGGGAAAAUUAAAUUAUUUAAAGUGCACCUUAUAGUGCAAAAAAUAUGGUGUAUUAAAAUAUUUCAAUGUGAUAUGCAUCCCAAAUAUAUGUAUUAUUUAAAAUGAUUUAAAUAUGUUUUAAACCGUUGCACUGUAUAGAAAUUACAUAAUAUAAUAUAUGUAUACAUUGGUAACAUUUUACAAUAUUAUUAAUUGACACUAAUUAAGAUAUUAGUUAAUUAAGAUAAUAAUUUUAUUUUAAAAGAAUUGUCCCGAUUCAUUAUUAUUUAUUCAUUUUCAGAUGAUCCUCCUCAGUUCAGACACUUAAAAAAAUGGAAUAUCGUUGAAUAGUUUGGGUUUGGAGAGCCAUGACUUCUGCUGGUGUGGUCAAGUCUAAAGUCAGUGUAUUUUUUUCCUGUAAAUCUUACAGCACUUCAUGCUUCUCUCUGGUGUUAACUUUUUUUUAAGUAAUGCGAAUUUUAUUUUCCAGCAGGACUUGGCACAGUGCCCACAUUGCCAAAAGUACCAAUUGGUUUUAUAUAAUAUUCUAAUAUUCUGAGACACUGAUUUUUGGGUUUUUGUUGGCUGUGAUACAUGUGUAAUACAUCUAUAUAAUACUGAAUUACUGAAAUAAAGUAAAAAUUUCAAUGAUAUUCUAAUUUUUACAUUUUUUUGUGAUGCACCUGUAUGUACAGUAGGUUGUGUGGCUUAAAAAAAAAAAAAAAAACAGGAGCUCUUGCUCAUCAUUGCCUCAUCAGUCUGUUCCAUUCUAAAGGACUAUUUGCACAAUGAUUUAUUUAACUUUAUAAUUGUGAAGAAUGUAGAUAUCUGAACAUCCUGAGUGAGUGAGCUUCAUAACAACAGCUGUUCAUCUACAGUGUGUGUGUGUGUGUGUGUGUGUGUGUGUGUAGAUAUGGUGGGGGAGGAUGUGUGGUGUAUGGUGGGGGUGGAUUCGUGCCUCCAGCAGUAGAAGAGCAGAAGAAGGGGAAGCCUACCUUGCUCAGAAUAGCAUCUUGUUUUACGCUACUGGAAGGACGAGAAGUUUACCUCCACAGCAAAGAAAUGAUGAUUCACCCUCAGAUCUGCUCUGGGGCAAAACGGAUGCAUCUGUUUCGUAACGCUUUUGUAGGCGGGGAACUCGCGGACAGCUUCACGCAACACGCUGCAAAAAAAUAAAAUAAAAUAAAUAAGUGAAGUCAGAUGAUUUCUCUCCAAAAAAGGGAAAUUCUCUAUCGCCAUAAGGGAUCAAAAGUUGUGAACCUCUCUAUGUUGGCUUCUUCUCUCCGAGGCUUCGCAGCCCAGGCUCGGUGGGCCGAGCUAAUUUAGGUUGCUUACAGAAAUGCUGUCAUUUAACGCUAGCCAAGCAUGAGGGAGGAAAUAAAUCAUGCAUAUGUUGCUCCGCUUUCCCUCCGUCUCCACCUCUCUCGAGUCCCAGAGUCCCAGGCCUUCAAAUCCCAUGAAAAUGAACUGAAACACUGACAAAACCCAGAUACCCUGAGCCCUGACCUCCUGCCCUCAAAUAUAUGGAAUUAAUUAGUCAAAAAAAAAGUCUCCGCCUGGAUUUAAGUAAGUAAAUGAUGUGGGGUUGGUUGGUUGGUGCUUCAGCUGGUCUACAGGUUUAGGUUCAGCAACAGUAUGUGCUGCUGAAAGAAUGAGGUCAGGUGACUCCCUGAAUAUACUGAAUAAAGACCAGGUUAUUCCAUCAAUGGAUUUUUUAAUAAAAGAAAUAUUCCAAAAUUACAAUGCCAGGAUUCAUGGAGCUAGAAUUGAGAAGAGUUCAGGGUUCAGGGAGCAUGAGAUCAUCAUUUAUCAUUUUCACACAUGGAUUGAGAGAGAGUUCACCACAGAGUCCAGAUCUUAACCUCAUUGAGAGUCUUUGGGAUGGAGAAGUGCUGCUUUGUGCAGUGGUCAGACUCUACCAUCAUCAUUUUCUCAGAGGACGUCUGAAAAAAACACAUACAUGAACGGGAAUAGUUUCUCAGGGGGUUCUGGGGUAAUUUUCUCUUUUUUGUGUUUUUUUUUUUCCUCUGUGAUUUUAUUCCCGGUCCAGAAUGACUAUGUUUGUGUUUUUCUCAGACGUCCUCAACGAAAAUUACAGGCUGAAUUAACUACUGUUUUUUGCUGAACUCAGUGGUCCUCUGGUAAUUUUACUCCGGGUUCAGAGUCACAUCUCUGAGUUUCUACACCUCACGUUUAAUAAAAUAGCUAUUUGUCCAUUGCCACACACCAUAGUUACACUUUGGGUGCGCGUUUCCACAGAGAUCCGUGUAAACACACCAGUGAGUGGAAAUGGAGGAACUACCGAACGCGAUGUCAUGUGACCGAGAAAGCCUAAAAAUGUACUGGUCCUCCUGUUUUUUCAAUUGCAGUCCAAAUGCAAGAGUUUUAUCGCUUAGUAGAAGUGUGAAAUAUUUUUCACAGUCAUCCCCUAGAGAAACUAAUCCCGUCCGGAUAGGGCUUUUGAGUGUAAUUUCAUUCAUUCAUUCAAAAACUAACUUUCAAUGGAAGUCAGUUUAAAAAGAUUUUGUUCCAAGUAAUUUAGGAUUAUUUCUAUGCUAUUUCUGCAAGAUUCACAUUUUGUCACAUUAGUGAAAAAUUAAACAAUUUUUUUUUAUCUUUCCGAUGGUUUAUGGUUGGCAAUAACUGACCCGUCCAUGCUCUGAACACAAGUACUUUCUGUCGUAGCUAAGUGUGAAAAUCCCAUUAAAUUUAAUGAGCAGGUUUGUUAGAGUCAAGUGAUGUUUAUUUAGGCAAAUGUAAAACUGUUUAAACAGACUGAAAGAAAGCUUUUCCAGUCUUCUACAGCAGCAUAGCAGCAGAGUUCAUAAGGCCUGAGGUAAAAAAAUAUAUAUAUAUAUUCCAAUAAAUAAAUGUUCUUUUUUUUUCUCAGCAUCAUAUAUCCUACAUAGAAAAUAUUCCUAAAAAGAUGUAAGAAUUCCCAAAACAAUCUUUUUAAAAACAGGCUAAAAAAUGGAAGGAGUAGUUUGGGAGGGGCACUGAGUGACGAGUGUGUAGAGGUGUAUGAAGGUACAGUGUCUCAGUGUCUCAUCUGUCACAUUGCUAAUGAAAUGAAGUGCUUGGCUUGCUAUGGGCUUCUUUAGAUGUAAUGAAACAUUGAAUUUGUAGAUUAUUCACUGCCUCCGAACAUUUUAAUGCAGCUGAGACAGCAGCCCAUACUCAUUCCUAAACUGAAAUUAAUAAAAUAUAAGAUAUAUACAUCAUUUCCACAUUGAACACAAUACAUUACAUCAACACAGGCAUUGCCAACAUAUGUUUGCAUUCACUGAGCUGUGCAUGUUUGAAUAAAUGAAAAAUAAAUAAUGUAUUUUUAUUGUGUACAUACAUACCGGUCUGACUGAGAGGGUCCUGAGCCCUAUUCUCAUUUUCUGCAGCUAUUUCCAACUGAACAUAGCCGGGGACGGACAGAGAUGCACUAUCAUGCUGUAGAUAUUAAAGCCUCUGUGCUUGUGUACGGUUUUGCAUACAAUGUUGUGUCAAUAUUGUGAAUAAAAUAAAUAUAUGUAUGAAAUCUA